Molecule: messenger RNA, 1549 nt
Organism: Cajanus cajan (pigeon pea)
Lineage: Eukaryota; Viridiplantae; Streptophyta; Magnoliopsida; Fabales; Fabaceae
Biological process (GO): protein ubiquitination
Molecular function (GO): transferase activity
Source: RefSeq, a predicted model, not a curated record
AACAGAAACAGAACAUAAAUUUCUUCCUCUUGCAUUGCAUUAGUCCAAAGUCAAAGUUGCAACUUGCAACCAAAACUCACCUAACCCACCAUUCCUCCAACCUCAUCCUCUUCCUCUUCCUCUUCCUCUUCCAUUCCCAUGUUUCUUUGAAGCUUUCUCUCUAACAUGGGGCUUCACUACAGAAAGUUGUUAUCAUUUGUAAAGUGUGGAAUAACAUGUACCCCUACUGAGCAAGAGAAAUCAUCAUGUCUCUGUGCUCCACCUUUAUCCCCUCCAUAUGAUGAUGAACUGCCCCAACCUCCACCUAUACACACCAAAGCCAAAACCCCCACCUACUUGAUCAUCAUCUUUUCCUUUGUAGCCACCGCUUUCAUCGUCCUUUGCUGCUACGCCAUCUACGUUAAGUUCUUUAGAUCAAGGAGGACAAGUACAACAACCUCAUCACAACCACAACCACAACAGGAAGAAGAACAAGACUUGUUUGACGAAGAACAGCAACACGUUGACCACCCCAUAUGGUACAUCCGCACCACCGGUCUCCACCAAUCACUAAUCUCUGCCAUCACCGUUUGCAAGUACAAGAAAGACGAAGGCUUGAUCGAAGGCACCGAGUGUGCCGUUUGCUUGAGCGAGUUUCAAGAGGAUGAAAGUCUCAGGCUUUUGCCAAAGUGCAACCACGCUUUUCACUUGCCUUGCAUUGACACGUGGCUCACUUCGCACACCAAUUGCCCCAUGUGUCGUGCACCCAUUGUUACUGACCCCACAAGGGUUCCCUCCAUGGACCCUAGUGCCUUUGCUUCCACUUCUUUUGUGGAGGAGAUAGAGGUUUCGGAAAGUACUGAAAAUAGUGCUGAUUUGUUGAGGAAUGAGGAACAAGAGGGAGUGGAAGAAGCUCAAGUGCUUGAAACUAGUGAGGUUGUAACUGUGCAGCCAAGAAGAUCGGUGUCUCUGGAUUCUUCUUCUGCUGCUAAGAUCAACCUUGCUCUUGCAACUGUUACUUCAGGGGAAUCUCAUGGGAAUAACUCAAAGAGGGUUGCAAAAGGUGGUUGUGGUUCUUCUUCCACUAGUUCGGUGAAGAGGUCACGAUCCUUCAAUGCUAAACACUUGGUAUCAUGGUAUGGUCGCAGUCAGAGAAAGACAAAUCCAAAUGCAAAUGCUCCUUUGAGAAGCUUCUGAUUAGUUGGUUUGGUUCUCUUGGCUCAGGUAAGUUCCUGCAAACUAGAGUGUGUUUGUUUUUAACUCUCAACAAGGUGAGGGUUCCAACUUUGAAGGGUAUGUGUGUGAGUGAAAUAGUCAAAUAGGUCAUGCCAUGAUCAAAUGUAUGGUAGCAAUGCAAAGCAAAAGGUCUUGAAUGAAAUGAAUUGAAGGUUGUUAUCAUUCCUUGCCAAUUGCCAUGGUUGCCUCAUAUCGUACCACAUGUCAUGUAUGUUCUGGAUUUUUAGUGGCAACCUUUGAACUUCGAAUUUAUGUACACCUUUUUCGCAUCCAACGUGAUGCAUCGUGCUGAUGUUAAAUUCAGGGCAUGUCAAUUUAGUCGAUUUAUGUAUAA